AUGUGUGGAAUUAUUGCGCUGAUCCAGGCGAACCCCUCAUCUUCGGCUGCCGUGGACCUCCACGAGGCACUCUACCUUCUCCAACAUCGUGGUCAGGAUGCAGCCGGUAUCGCAACAUGUGCGUCUGGGGGUCGAUUCUACCAGAUGAAGGCCAACGGUAUGGCUGCCAAGGUCUUCCAGGAUGGUGCUAAGGUCACCAACCUCCCUGGAUUCAUGGGAAUUGGUCACCUGCGAUACCCGACCGCGGGAUCCAGUGCCAAUGCCGAAGCUCAGCCGUUCUACGUGAACAGCCCUUACGGUAUCUGCUUUGCGCACAACGGUAACCUGAUCAACGCUGGAGAGCUUCGGAAGCACUUGGAUCUCGAGGCUCACCGUCACAUCAACACCGACAGUGACAGUGAGCUCAUGCUCAACGUCUUUGCUGAUGAACUGAGUGAGACCAAGAAGGCCCGUGUCAACCACGAGGACCUCUUCGCCAGUUUGACCCGCAUGUACCAACGCUGCGAGGGUGGCUGGGCUUGUACUGCUAUGCUUGCUGGGUUUGGUAUCCUGGGUUUCCGUGACUCAUACGGUAUCCGACCCCUCAUCCUGGGGUCCCGCCAAUCCCUUGAUGGGCCCGGCAUGGACUACAUGAUGUCUUCCGAGUCUGUGGCUCUGGACCAGCUUGGUUUCACCAACCAGCGUGACAUCCAGCCCGGUGAGGCCGUCAUCAUCGCCAAGGGUGGUGAGCCGGUCUUCCGCCAGGUGGCACCCAAGAAAAACUACGCCCCUGACAUCUUUGAGUACGUCUACUUCGCUCGCCCUGACUCCGUCAUCGAUGGAAUCAGUGUGUACCGUAGCCGUCAACGUAUGGGUGAACGCCUUGGUGCCCGUGUCCUAGAUGUCCUUGGCCCCGAGGUUGUUAAAGACAUUGAUGUGGUCAUUCCCAUUCCUGAGACUGCCACCACAUCUGCUACCAACGUUGCACAGUACUUGAACAAGCCCUACUGCCACGGUUUCGUCAAGAACCGUUACGUCUUCCGCACAUUCAUCAUGCCGGAACAAAAGACGCGACAGAAGGGUGUCCGUCGUAAGCUCAAUGCCAUGAAGGCUGAGUUCAAGGACCGCAACGUCCUCCUGGUUGAUGACAGUAUCGUCCGUGGUACCACCAGUCGUGAGAUCGUCAGCAUGGCUCGGGAAGCUGGUGCCAAGAAGGUCUACCUCGCCAGUUGUGCCCCUGAGAUCACUCACGCCCACAUCUACGGUAUCGACCUUGCUUCUCCCCAGGAGCUUGUUGCCCACAACCGAGAUGCACAGGCCAUCGCCAAGCACAUCGGCGCAGAGGCCGUUGUCUUCCAAACCCUCGACGACCUCAAGGAUUCCUGUGCGGAAGUUGCCCGUGAGAACGGUCAACAAGAACCCAAGGACUUUGAGGUUGGUGUCUUCUGCGGUAGCUACGUUACCCCCGUCUCCGAUGGCUACUUCGAGCACCUCGAGGCCGUUCGUGGCGAGGGCCGCAAGGUCAAGGCGCUCGACAAGGCCAAGGAGGCUGUUUCACAUGGAUUUGCCAACAUGACCGAUUUCCAGAUCGCUGCCAACGGAGUGUCCAUGGACACCAAUGGCAAAAUCAUUCCAGCCAACGGAACCAACUCGGUUGCGGCGGCGGCAGCUAAGCGUGCUGGCAACACCGAAGACCACCCCAACCCCAAGGUCGAUGACCGCAUGGACAUCAGCAUCCACAACAUGGCCGACCAUCAUGAUUCAUGA
Penicillium brevicompactum is the source of this 1746-nucleotide messenger RNA. Its product is annotated as amidophosphoribosyltransferase. The record is from RefSeq and is a predicted model, not a curated record. NCBI's taxonomy places the organism in Eukaryota, Fungi, Ascomycota, Eurotiomycetes, Eurotiales, Aspergillaceae. Gene Ontology annotation, biological process: purine nucleobase biosynthetic process; purine nucleotide biosynthetic process. Gene Ontology annotation, molecular function: amidophosphoribosyltransferase activity. The transcript has 3 exons. Bases 1 to 1746 code for a protein of 581 amino acids. Gene Ontology annotation, cellular component: cytoplasm.